Rodentolepis nana is the source of this 759-nucleotide messenger RNA. The record is from the annotation of a GenBank genome assembly. NCBI's taxonomy places the organism in Eukaryota, Metazoa, Platyhelminthes, Cestoda, Cyclophyllidea, Hymenolepididae.
AUGGAUAUAAUCCUGCUUAAAUCGACGAGCGAGGAUGCUUAUACUCGUGAUUGUGAUCCUUACGUAAAGAUUCUGAAACAAAACAAUAUUCAAGCGGAUCUCGUUGAAACAAUAACUUUUUCUUAUUGUGGCUGCCUGUUUGAACGACUCUGCAAAUGGCGAUCUUCCUUCAGUUGCAUUGUGUUUUGUAGUCCUCGAGCUGUUUCCGCCUUUGCUUCUACUAAUUUGAUCGGUGUUCCAGAAGAUUUAUGUUUUGCCGUUGGACCCGCAACCUCCGAUGCAGCAAGAAAAGUGGGCUUCUUCCCUAAAGGAUCACACACUGGUAAUGCUGAAAAACUGGCGAAUUUCAUUGUUGAAAACCAUCUCGAAGAAUUAUCAAAAAAUCCAGUUCUGCUUCUUGUUGGAUCGAAACACAGUCCCGUCUUGACGACUAAACUUAGGGAGUAUGGACUGUCUGUCGAGGAGGUGGUUGUGUAUAACUCUAUCCCAAACCCAGAGUUUGGUGCCAAUCUCGCAUCUGCAUUAAAGGAGCGAGAAAAUCGUUCCCUAUGUCUAGUCUUCUUUAGCCCCUCGGGUGUAGAAUUAGCUCAAUCGGUACUGAAAAACUUCCUUGAUCUAUCACAUGCAAAUACUCGGAUAGUUGCCAUUGGACCCACUACGGCCACUAGUAUAGAAAAUGCAAAGCUUCCAUUAACUGGAAUUUGUCAAUCUCCGAGUCCCGAAAGUCUGCUGGAAUGUCUGCAGCAACUUCUACCUUGA